AUGCCGUGGUGGUUGAUUUCUCUCACCUUCAUUUAUCGCCUAUUUCUUUGUGCGACUAUUCGCACUGUGGAGGCCCCGGACGAGUGGUGGCAGAGCACAGAAGUGGCAUAUAAUAUGGUUUUUGGAAAGGGGCAUUUGCCGUGGGAAUGGCGUUACGGGUUGCGCUCUGUUUUUUUUCCGGCUGUUGUGGCACUACCUUUCUAUCUGUUGAAGUUGCUUGGACGCGACACAACGUGGGCUGUUUGGUUCGCCCCACGUGUGUUGCAAGCACUGGUUCUCACACUAAUAGAUGUUAGUGUAUUUCGCAUGGGUGCUACGCUGGAUGAACUACUGGCGAAACGUGAACUGGAAUUAGCUGAGGAAAUGCGGCAGUCAAAGACAAAGGGAUUUUCUUAUUUUCGUGAAGUCUUCGUGUCUCGCAGUCGACGAGGUAUUUGCAACUCCAUAUCGUAUACGGCACUGUUGCUCUCAUUGAGUAACUGGUACAUGGCCUACUGUGGAGUGCGGCUGUACGGCAACGUCAUUGAAGCCUUGCUGGUGCUUUUAACGCUGCAGCAGCGUCGCUACGUCCCGUUUCUGCUUCUCACUGGACUCGCCUCAGCAAUUCGAGUGACAUCCGCCGUUGUCCUUUCACCCCUUGUUUUUCGUCACUUAGCGAAUGCCACGCGAGAACAUGGAUUCACUCGGGGGCUGUUCCGGAUCGUUUUAACAGGCCUAAUCGUGCUUGUAGCUGUGUUAGGGGGAGUAAUGGUACUCGAUUACUGUUUUUAUGGCCGGUGGGUCCUGACGCCACUUGCUUUUUUCCGAUUCAAUGUGCUACACAACCUCAGCCGCUUCUUUGGUGAGCAUCCGUGGUACUUCUACGUGGGCCCUGUGCUCGUUGGUAUUGUGGGUCCCCAUGUUCUCUUCACAAUUGCAGCGCCUCUUGUGUUGUGGCGUGAUACCGCUUCCCGUGCCGUCUCCCGGCCUGUUCUUGGGAUGCUGGGCAUCGGUGCAUGGACACUAGGAUUCUAUUCCUUGAUUGAUCACAAAGAAAUGCGUUUUGUUUUUGUAGUCAUCCCAUUGUCCCUUAUUACAGCUGCCUUUGUGCUGGUGCGUUGGAGUCGAACAUCGGCUGUAGUAGUGAAAAUGAACCGUCUGUUUGUAUUGUUCAACAUUGUUAUGAUCUAUUUGAUGGGCUACGUGUACCGGAGAGGCCCUCUGGAUGUAAUGGCUGAGGUGCGUGACGGCCCGAGAAUUAACCGGCUCGACGUAAUUGCAACAUGUUACACGGUGCCCGGAUAUAGCUACAUGCACAGGAAGGUAAAUCAUCUGGGUUUCGUUGACUGUUCUAUUGACUUGGAUGAGAAAACGGGACUUCCUAAAGUUACGGAAGAUAUAAUGUUUCGCCGCUAUCCGAAAGAAUAUGUGUUGUGGAGAUAUGAUGGUAAACAUAGUUUUAACAUGGGUGAUCUGGAGGAAAGUCGAAAGGCUUCGGAGCUGCAGAGUGUUGUGAUGCCGAAAUCUGCGCCUCAUCCCGACGCAAUGGUAAUGACUCGUGCAGUAGCGAAGGAAAUAGAGGAACCAUUCCUUAAGAGACACGGUUACAGACUUUAUCGUACGUUUCUACACAGUCCAUUAACACUGGCUCCCUAUGAAGACAUUUAUAUACAAAUGUGGGUCAAGGUGACGAAGUGA
Messenger RNA from Trypanosoma brucei brucei TREU927, 1677 nucleotides. RefSeq names its product GPI anchor biosynthesis protein. Gene Ontology annotation, cellular component: endoplasmic reticulum membrane. Gene Ontology annotation, molecular function: alpha-1,2-mannosyltransferase activity. Gene Ontology annotation, biological process: GPI anchor biosynthetic process. NCBI's taxonomy places the organism in Eukaryota, Euglenozoa, Kinetoplastea, Trypanosomatida, Trypanosomatidae. The transcript has a single exon. The record is from RefSeq and is a predicted model, not a curated record. The coding region runs from base 1 to 1677 and encodes 558 amino acids.